UACAUUCUUAAGGAUAUAUUUGUGUGAUAUGUAGCUGCUUGAUUGUGCAAUAAUACGGUAAAAUAAUCCAAAUGUGGCAGAUUUUCUUAUGCAAAAAAAAUAUUUUUAACCUAUGCAAAUAAGUUUCAACAGUCACAUCUACAUAGCAAAGAGAAUAAACCAACUCAUUCAGGUGAAGGGUUUUUUUUUUUUCCUGCAUCCCCUGCUCUGUCUCUUUAACCAGCAGGCUCACUGUCACUCUGGUCCCUCCCAUUCCUGCAGCCCCUCUCCAGUGCUGCUGGCCUGAGAUGGGAGCGCACACAGCGGCACCAUCAUCACGGCCGAAGAAACGGGAUAAAGCUGGGGGGAAGAACAGAAGAGGAAAAAACACACACAACAAAACCAUAAUUAAGGUGGAAAAAUGGGAUAACUACAGAUUUUCUUCACUUCGGGAUCUCUCACCAGUUUGAUCGCGUCCUCUGGAGAAACUCAGAUGUUGGCGUCGCUUGCGUUUUGCGCUUUUUUUAUCCAUUCUCCUUGAGAGCGCCGCUGGUACAAAGGCGCUUGGUCCUGAGCAGCAGCACCACCUGGGAUUACUGGCGUAUGAAUGGGCAAAGAAGAAGAAGUGAUCGGACCUGCUGUCGUGGAUAAAUGGUUAGACACAGUCAGUGAGUAAGACUAAGCAGGAUUAAAAACACUUUCUUCUCUCUUUCUCUCUCUCUCUCUCCAUGGGAGCCUGAUCACUACUGACAGAUGCUGUCAUUGUGUCGAGGCUGAGAUUGGAAAAAAAAGAAGAAGACAUUCUUCUUCUAAAAGUGGCCUUUUUUUGGAAUAAUGCAUGAGAAAUAUUCCAGCUUUUUAUUCCUCUUUAUGCCUCACGCAUUCCCAGCUCUUCCUCUGCCUGAACAGCCGGUUUCUCUUAUUCAGAAUGGGAUGCAUUAUUGCUUCUGCGCAACCCACGACAAGUGUCAGCAAAUAGGCUGUGUGUCUGUGAACGGGUUACCUAAAGGCCUGUUCUAAACACUGCUUUUUAAACUGUAGGUGGCCAUUGUUGUCGAGAAGGAUUCUGUGGAGAGCUGGACUAUUUAAAAAAAAAAAAAAAAAAAAAAAAGGACUAACAGUGCGCUCUUGGCAUCAUCCAUCCAAUCUGUGUGAACAGAGUCAGUCAAAAAUAAUUUAAGCAUAAUAUGGUGGAGCCUGUGGGUUUCAUCGAAGCGUGGAAAGCGCAAUUCCCAGAGUCAGAGCCCCCCAAGAUGGAGCUGCGGUCCGUUGGAGGCAUCGAGCAGGAGCUGGAGAAGUGCAAAGCGUCCAUCAGGCGCCUGGAGCAGGAGGUGAACAAGGAACGCUUCCGCAUGAUCUACCUGCAGACCCUCCUGGCCAAAGAGAGGAAGAGCUAUGACAAGCAGCGGUGGGGCUUCAGGAAGACGCCGCUGAAUGAGGGGGUUGACGCGGCCACACAGGGAGCCGAGUGCCAGUCUCAGCAGCCUCACAUGCAGGAGACCGGUGGAGUUGGAGUAGUAGUAGGAGGAGGAGGAGGAGGAGGAGGAGGUGGUGGUGGAGGAUACGGGGCUGGUUGUGGGGGUGUUGGAGAUAGGAGUCGUUAUCAGGCACUUGGAGAUGGAGCUGGCAGGUCCAAACCCAGGCCUCCACCAGCAAGGAAGUCGGCCUCCCACGGAGACGGCCUGGAGUCAGCCUUUGAGGUACCCCAACAGGCCGAGUCGACAUCCUGCGACAACCUAGAUGGACUCUCGCCGUCAAAACAGAGAGGCGGCAUCUCCGUCUCCCCCCGCAGGCCCAACCUCCCGCCCCCAGACAAGGAGCUGCCCUCUGACCCCAAGGACAAGCUGGGGAUGGGACUUGGCGUGGCAGCUCUUAGGUCCAACUUUGAGAGAAUCAAACGGGCCAACUCUCACUCUGCAGGCGACGUAGCCAAGGGCCAGGAGAAGCAGCUGCCCCCGCCACCGCCACCGUUCUACUCCAACAUGGAAUUCCAUCACGAGAGGGGUCUGGUCAGGGUCAACGACCGUGACGUCUCUGACAAGAUCAGCACCCUGGGCAGCCAGGCCAUGCAGAUGGAGCGAAAGAGGUCCCUUCACUCCCUCCCAGGUAACCUGGCAACGGUGGCAGGGGAGCUCCGUGCCAGACCGGUGUAUAGAGGUCGGUCCACUGAGAGCACGUGCGGCUAUGAUGCGGAGUAUGAAGAUGGAGAACCCAACCAGCGACAUUCAGGGAGGGCAAAUGGUGGCAAACCUCCACCCCCACCUUGGCAGCCCUCCGAGUUCCAAGCCUACUCUAGUGUCUAUGUUGGUGGGGUGAUGAUGGGUGAAGGCGGCGGUGGAGAUGGGAGAAGUGGCGGUAGUAGUGGAGGUGGUGGUGUUGGUGGAGUCACAAUGAGAGACCUUGGGGGUGGUGAUGACCACCUCCUGACCUGGCCACGCCGCUCCUACUCCCCGGGGAGCUUUGAGGAUGUGGGUGGAGGCGGCGGCUACACGCCAGACUGCAGCUCCAAUGAGAACUUGACGUCCAGCGAGGAGGACUUCUCCUCAGGCCAGUCCAGCCACGUCUCACCGAGCCCCACCACGGCCUUCCGUCGACCCUUUAGAGAAAAGAGCCGGUCGCCGUCCCAAAACUCCCAGAAUUCCCAGCACUCCUUCGACAGCAGCAGCCCUCCGACGCCGCAGUCCCAGAAGCGUCACCACCGGCAGCAGGGAGGCCAUGUGGUCAUGUCGGAAGCCACUAUUGUGAGCGUUCGCAAGACUGGUCAAAUCUGGCCACCUGCUGCCCAUCAUGACCUCCUGCCCCAUGGUAGAACAUCCCACGACAACAGUUUCCAUGGAGACCACCUAGAUGGUCAUUUCACUGGAACCCCUCCCACGUACGGUUAUGACGCAGACCGCGCAGAGGAGCAGCGCAGGCACCACGACAUCCUGCCGUACAUCGAUGACUCGCCGUCAUCCUCGCCGCACCUCAGCUCCAAGAGCCGCAGUAGCCGGGACACCCUCUCUUCUGGAUCGUUAGAGUCCUCCAAGUCGACUGAAUGUGACCUGGAAAAGGGUUUGGAGAUGAGGAAGUGGGUCCUGUCUGGGAUCUUGGCCACAGAGGAAACAUACCUCAGUCACCUGGAAGCACUGCUGCUGCCCAUGAAGCCUCUGAAGGCUGCAGCUACGACGUCGCAGCCUGUGCUCACUGUGGCCCAGAUAGAAACGAUCUUCUUCAAAGUGCCUGAGCUCUACGAGAUCCACAGGGAGUUCUACGACGGACUUUUCCCCCGCGUCCAGCAGUGGAGCCACCACCAGAGAGUCGGAGACCUCUUCCAAAAACUGGCUAGCCAGCUUGGAGUUUACAGAGCAUUUGUGGAUAACUAUGAGCUGGCUGUGGAGACGGCGGAGAAGUGCUGCCAGGCUAACACACAGUUUGCAGAAAUCUCUGAGAACCUAAAGGUGAGGAGCCCAAAGGACUCUAAGGACCAGACUGCCAAGAACUCCUUAGAGGCGUUGCUGUAUAAACCAGUGGACAGAGUGACUCGCAGUACAUUGGUGCUUCAUGACUUGCUCAAACACACUCCCACCAGCCACCCGGACCACCCGCUUCUGCAGGACGCCUUGCGGAUCUCUCAGAACUUCCUGUCCAGCAUCAACGAGGAGACGACGCCCCGACGCCAGUCUAUGACUGUCAAGAAAGGAGAGAACCGCCAGCUUCUGAGGGACAGUUUCAUGGUGGAGCUGGUGGAGGGAGCGAGGAAGCUGCGGCAUGUCUUCCUCUUCACCGAUCUGCUGCUCUGCGCUAAGCUGAAGAAACAGAUCGGAGGUAAAAACCAACAGUAUGACAGUAAGUGGUACAUCCCCCUGUCUGAGCUGACCUUCCAGGGCCCAGAGGAGACCGAGCCUCUUACCAUCCCCCAGGUCCCAGAUGAAGAGCUCGACGCCAUGAAGGUCAAGAUCUCACACCUCCGCAGUGAGAUCCAGAGAGAGAAGAGAGCCAACAAGGGUUCAAAAGUCAUCGACCGUCUCAGGAAGAAGCUGUCUGAGCAGGAGUCUCUGCUCUUGUUAACGUCUCCGAGCAUGCCCCUCAGAGUCUACAAUAAGAACGGCAAGAGUUACAGUUUCCUGAUUUCAUCUGACUAUGAACGUGCAGAGUGGAGGGAGAUAAUCAAGGAACAGCAGAAGAAAUGUUUUAAAACGUCCUCCUUGACUUCCAUGGAGCUGCAAAUGUUGACUAGCUCCUGUGUCAAACUGCAGACUGUCCACCACAUUCCACUUAGCAUCAACAAAGAAGAGGAUGAAUCCCCCGGUCUCUACGGGUUCCUGAAUGUAAUCGUCCACUCUGCCUCCGGCCUCAAACAGAGCUUGAAUCUCUAUUGCACAUUGGAGGUGGAUUCCUUUGGUUUCUUUUCAAAUAAAGCUAAGACGAGAGUGUAUCGAUACACUACUGAACCCAAAUGGAAUGAGGAGUUUGAGAUUGAGUUGGAGGGCUCUCAGACCCUGAGGCUGCUCUGCUACGAGAAGUGUUACAACAAGACCAAGCAGAACAAAGAGGAUGGAGAGAGCACAGACCGCAUCAUGGGGAAAGGACAGAUCCCGCUUGACCCCCAGACUCUCCAAGGCAAGGACUGGCAGAGAACAGUUAUUCCCAUGAAUGGGAUCGAGGUUAAACUUUCCAUGAAGUUCACCAGCCGAGAGUUCAGCCUGAAGAGGAUGCCCUCACGGAAACCCAUGGGUGUGUUUGGGGUCAAGAUCUCCACAGUGACCAAGCGGGAACGCUCCAAGGUCCCAUACAUUGUCCGGCAGUGCCUAGAGGAGAUUGAAAGGAGGGGUAUGGAGGAGGUGGGCAUCUACAGAGUAUCAGGAGUGGCCACUGACAUCCAGGCCUUGAAGACUGCCUUUGACACCAAUCAUAAAGAUGUGUCAGUGAUGAUGAGUGAGAUGGAUGUCAAUGCCAUCGCUGGGACCCUGAAGCUGUACUUCAGAGAGCUGCCAGAACCACUCUUCACUGAUGAGCUCUACCCCAAUUUUGCAGGCGGCAUCACCCUGUCUGAUAGUGUUGCCAAAGAGAGCUGUAUGUUGAACUUACUGCUGUCACUGCCUGAACCAAACCUGGUCACAUUCCUUUUCCUUUUGGAUCACCUGAAGAGGGUGGCAGAGAAAGAAAGUAUCAACAAGAUGUCUCUCCACAACCUGGCGACGGUGUUUGGGCCAACGUUGCUGAGGCCUUCCGAGAAGGACAGCAAGAUUCCCGCUAACCCCACCCAACCCAUCAGCAUGGGGGACAGCUGGUCCCUGGAAGUUAUGGCACAAGUCCAGGUGUUGCUGUAUUUCCUGCAGCUGGAGACCAUCCCGACCCCGGACAGUAAACGACAGAGCAUCCUCUUCUCCACUGAAGUAUAGAGCUAACAUUGACUCUGCCGACCUGAGACUUUGACCAUGAAGGAAUGAAAAGAGACAGCCCAAUGGCUCAAAAUGAGCCUAUAGUAGUGUGUUUUUUAAUUGACUGACCAGAUUCCUGGAUUGUCUCUGGCUAUGCCUGCCCCCCUCAAACACAAGAGGGCACCAUUGGGCCUCUGAAGCUCGGAGGACCUUGUCGUUCAUAUCUCUCAUUACCUGAUAUUUAGUGUGAUUUCUUGUACCUUCAGUGCUGAUGUGGGUACAUCUGCUAUCUGCAUUUCUCCAUUGCCCUUUGUUGGUCUCUGAACCCUUUACAGUUUGUAGACAGAAGUGGUUCAUAAAUCAAGAAAUCAGUCCAUACGAGAACGAAUACAAUGUCUUUCCUGAUUCUUGAAUUAGUUUGCCAACAAAUCAGAAUUUCCAUGUUCCUUUUGUGUUUGGCCGUUGUUCUCUAGAGUAUGUUUUUAUUUUGGACAAUCAUCAGCUCAACACUGCAAAAUCUGUUUUGUCCAUCUCAAACAUCGCUUCACGUCCUGUUGAGGAAAAUUCUAACCGUGUCUUACAUAAUCUCAGCGUAUUGUUUCUGAGAACACAAGAGGAAACAUUUGUGAACGUCCAGAUCUGCCACAA
Larimichthys crocea (large yellow croaker) is the source of this 5990-nucleotide messenger RNA. It is a transcript of the gene bcr, whose product is annotated as BCR activator of RhoGEF and GTPase. The record is from RefSeq and is a predicted model, not a curated record. Gene Ontology annotation, cellular component: membrane. The coding region runs from base 1167 to 5363 and encodes 1398 amino acids. Gene Ontology annotation, molecular function: guanyl-nucleotide exchange factor activity; protein serine/threonine kinase activity; GTPase activator activity. NCBI's taxonomy places the organism in Eukaryota, Metazoa, Chordata, Actinopteri, Sciaenidae. The transcript has 23 exons. Gene Ontology annotation, biological process: positive regulation of GTPase activity; intracellular signal transduction; protein phosphorylation.